ACGGCAAUGUUGUGAAUUUUACGAGGACUUCUAGAACAGAGAAGACUGUCGCGUCUUCUGUGCUGACAAAGCGAGUGAAACCGACUUUGCGUAGCUCGAAUCGUCUGCGUUCGUGUACGUACGUAGGGUUUACGUGGUUCCAGUGGACGUUACUGUUUGUUCUGUUGUUCUUUUUAGUCUAAAUUAGUCGGAAAUUCUGUAAGCGAAAAAGAAGUUGACGUUCAGCUCGAGGAUCUUGAAAGAUGUCGAAGCACGAGUUUUUCGUUGACAUGACUUGUGAAGGGUGUUCUGGUGCAGUCACACGAGUUCUAACGAAACUAGAUGUCAAAUUUGAUAUUGACCUUCCAAACAAAAAAGUAGUUAUUGAGUCUGACAAGAGUGCAGAUGAUCUCCUGGCUACGCUGAAAAAGACGGGAAAGGCUGUCAAUUACAUCGGACCAAAAUAAAUACCCCAGUUCUCAGAUGAAAACAGAAGGAAGAAUGAAUGAAGGAGUGCUGGACAGAACUAUCGGCUGACAGCCCACAUAGGCAAAGCAUCUGCCACCAUGCUGAAUGCAGGCAAAUCCUUGGAACUCCCACCUGCCAAUCGGUGAACACCUGGGGACCAUUGGCAUGCUAUCUUUAAAACCAUAUACCUCCUUAAUUCUAAGUGGUUUUUUUUUGUGAUGUAUUAACUGACAAUCAGAAGAGACAUUUGUUUUUGUGUCUGCUUUUUAAAAAGCCUUGGUAUUAUUAACAAGGAGUUGUGUAAUUAGGAAAAGCUUCUAUUUGAAUGUCCAUGCUCAGAUUGAGCUUUUUCCUGUAUGUUUUUGUGUUUCCAAUUGUCUGUUGAUCUAAGUGGAUAAUAAAACCUACACUAUCACGUGAUGUGUGUUUAACAGUGUCAAAAGCUGCAAUACAAUUUUGUUCUUUUAUUGACGUGCAAGCUACAAAUUACAUGCAUUUUUUGAAGUAUUAUGAAACAACUUGCCAGUAGAUGGCAGUAUUUAUACAACUAUGAGAUUGAUAUUUUAUUAUUUUUUUGGAGAACAAAAUGGUGUGCAUCACUUUUUUGUUGAAAUGAUUAGAAUGAAGCAAUUUUUUUUGGAUCAUCUGUAUUAUGCAAUUGUAUUCUUAAGAUAAAACUAACUAGCAAAUUCCAUUUGUUUGCAUUAUUAGCUUUUACACAGUAAAAUGUCUACUGUUAACUCUUAACAGAGUACAUAUGAAACAAUUGGGACCAUAUGUACCUGGUGAGAGUUAAUUUAACACUGAUAAUUUUAGUGUAUAGUCCAGUCAUCUGGCAGUAUAAAUUUGAAUUUUGGAUUAAUGUCUCAAAUUAUUGAACAAUGCGUGCACAAUUUGUUCAGUUUUGUGUAGUCUUGUAUGUUUCUAUUUUUAAUUGGUUCAAUGUCAGUCUUGAGUCUUGCAAAGUCUAGCUCUUAACACACGAGGGGUCUUAUUUUAAUGGUCAAGGUGCAAUUGACAAACACUAGCCCUAGGCCCUGAAGGAUCGGGGAAUUUUGAACUGAAUUUUAGUAAUUUCGUGACAUCUGGCUUUAGCACAACUGCAGCACAACUGUAAAAGAGGAUGGUUCAAUAGGAAUAAAUUAACUGUGGGUGUGUAAGGGGUUUGGUUUCAUUAUUGCCAAUCAGAUCGCCCCAUUUAUUUCUCUUUAAAAACAGUGCCGUAGCACCAUAGCCAACAGAUAAUUUGUCAUGGCCGUAGAACGAGUGCAUUAUGAAAUUCUCUGUUAUGAGCCUUUCUACGAACCAUUAGGCCUACUUGUGUUUUGGAAACCUAAGUAAAAUGUUAUAAGUUUUAAUUUUUAUAUUUUCCCCUUCAUAACAUAUAUUUUUCAUUUACAUACAAGUGCUUGUUUCUUUGCUGUCAAUGUUUAAUACAAAAAAUUAAAAAACCCACUUGAAAUAA
Anguilla anguilla (European eel) is the source of this 1912-nucleotide messenger RNA. RefSeq names its product antioxidant 1 copper chaperone (gene atox1). NCBI's taxonomy places the organism in Eukaryota, Metazoa, Chordata, Actinopteri, Anguilliformes, Anguillidae. The transcript has 4 exons. Gene Ontology annotation, cellular component: cytosol. The record is from RefSeq and is a predicted model, not a curated record. Gene Ontology annotation, molecular function: metal ion binding; copper chaperone activity. Bases 243 to 446 code for a protein of 67 amino acids. Gene Ontology annotation, biological process: copper ion transport.